AUGGAGUCGUCCAAUAUAUCUCGACGUCGACCUCAUAGCGAGGAUGAAGAUAGCGAAGAGCCUACACCUUCUCCGUCAUCUCAACCAUCGAGUCCUAAACGACCCCGCUUGAACCCCACCGAAAUCGACAAUGGCUCCGAAGCGGAAGAGGAAAUCGAGGAGGAGAUUGAUGGGCAUAGCGAUGAGGACAGCGACGGGGAUAGCACCGGUUCUGGUAUACCCAAAGCAAUCUCUCAAGCCCCACGAGCAGUAGCUCACAACGGCCUUGGUCCCGGUGGUUACAAGCCUGGCGCGAUUGUGCGGAUCAAGGUGACGAACUUUGUGACAUAUACAUCGGCAGAGUUCUUUCCUGGGCCGAAGCUGAACAUGGUCAUUGGCCCAAACGGAACGGGCAAAAGCACCCUGGUCUGUGCCAUCUGCUUAGGCUUGGGAUGGGGACCUCAGCAUCUGGGGCGUGCCAAAGAUCUGGGCGAAUUUGUGAAACAUGGCGCUCGAGAGGCUAUGAUUGAAAUUGAACUAUGCGGACCGCCCAAGAUUGGUCGCAAUCCUGUCAUUCAGCGAAUCAUCAAGCGCGAUGGGAACAAAAGCUCUUUUACACUCAAUGGCCGUUCCGCUUCCAAGGUCGAUGUGCUGAAACUGGCUCAGUCAUUCGCUAUCCAAGUGGACAAUCUGUGCCAGUUCCUUCCUCAAGAUAAAGUCGCUGAGUUUGCUGCACUUACACCGAUUGAGCUUCUUCAUUCCACGCAACGAGCAGCGGCUGGCCCAGAAAUGAUCGAGUGGCAUGAUGCUUUGAAAACGUUGAGAGCUGAACAGAAAAAGCUCGAGAUGGACAACAGUGGUGAUAAGGAAUUGCUCGCAAAUAUGGAAAACCGUCAAGAGAUGCAGCGCGCAGACGUUGAAAGAAUGCGCCAGAGAGCCGUGAUCCAACGAAAAAUUGAGAUCCUUGAGCUAUGCCGUCCAAUUGUGGAGUACAAGGAACAUCACAAUAUCGUUGAGACCCUGAAGGUUACCAAGGAGAAACUUGACCGAGAAUACCGACAUAUUCAAGCAGAAAUCGAGCCUACAUUACGUGCUGUCAAUGCCAAAGAAGCCUACAUCGCACAAUUGAACGUCGUGAAAAACAGUCGCAAAGAUUCUGUUGAUAAAGCAUCCGAGGCCGCGACUAAAUGCGGUGAUAAAAUCGACAAAUACACGGACGAAAUCAAAGGACUUGAGGGUAUGAUUGAGGCCCAAAGAAAGAGCGGCCAAAAGCACAAAUCCGAAGCAGCAAUGGCUCAGCAGGCUAUCAAUCGACUUCGACGCCAACAAGAAGAAGAAGCUGUGGAAUUUGAUCCUGAAUUCUACAAUGAAACUUUGAGAGAAAAACGACGCAAGAAGCGAGAACUCGAGGUUGAGGCCCAGGACAUCCAAGACCGGAGGCAGCCGAUCAGGGAUCAGGGAAACAAAGUGCAGAGAGAUAUUCAACAAGCUGAACGUCAAUUAAGCAACUUAGACUCAGUCUCUGGCCAGCAAGAACUCAAGUUGCAAAGACUAUCCUACGACACGCUGAAAGGCUAUAAAUGGCUUCUUGAGAACCAAGACAAGUUUGAACAAGAGGUCUUUGGUCCUCCAAUCAUUACAUGCUCAAUCACCGACCCGAAAUACGCCGAUGCCGUCGAGUCUUUAUUUCAGAGGACAGAUUUUACAUCGUUCACCACGCAGAACAGGAAUGAUUUCCGCACCUUGCAAAAUGCGCUUAAUGGGACCCUAAGACUUCAUGAUGUCAGCAUCCGGACCUGUUCGCAGUCAUUGGAAUCAAUGAAGGCCCCAAUGGCGAGUGAUGAACUCGGCCGUCUCAGGUUCGAUGGCUGGGCCAAGGAUUUCUUAGUCGGGCCCAAUCCUGUCAUUGCAAUGCUUUGCAGUGAGAAAAACCUCCAUGCCACUCCUGUUGCGAUAAACGAUAUUCCAGAGGAAGUCUUCAGACAAUUGCAAAAUGGUCUGUUGAACUCCUGGGUAGCUGCAAAGAACAGUUAUCAAGUGAAUCGACGGAGAGAAUAUGGACCUGGCGCGACAUCAACUCGGGUUCGGCAGCUCAAGCCUGCUACAGUAUGGACAUCGCAGCCUGUUGAUAUUUCUUUGAAACAAAAAUAUCAGAACGACAUCGCGGAAUGGAAGAGCCAACUCCAAGAAAUCCAGAACAAACUCGAGUCCGAAAAAGCCGCUGUGUCGAAUAUCAAAGAAGCAUACGAGCAGAUCUCGCGGGAAAUUGAUGAUCUUGAGAAUGAAAAGAGCGCGAAACAGACGGCGCAUACCCAGUACCGCGCGAUCCCAGAGAAAAUCUCUCAACAAGAAGCCAAAUUUCAAUCCAUUACUUCAAUGUUCGAAGACGUGCGGCACAAGGUUCGUGACUGUCGCAACCAGCAAGACGAGUUUUCAGUUCAAAAGGCCGAGGCCACCGUUGAAUAUGCGGACGCUGUCGAAUUAUUCCGCCAAGCUUACGAGGAGCUCAUGAAAGUCGAGGUUCUUCUCCUAGAGGCGACUUCCGAUCUCCAGACUCUUCGACACCGCAACAUUGAUAGUGCGAGGUUAUUAGAUGCAAAGAGACGAGAGGCACAGGAAGCCACAGUCAAGUUGAGAGAGUCCAGAGUCAGGGCUAGAGCAGUCAUGCAAAAAGCCCAACGGAUCAGCCGAGAACUGCAGGGCCAGCCCGACGCGGAGGGAAUCCUCGAGCAACUCGGAGAUCACGACAUGGACAAGCUCGAAGCCGACAUUGAUUCCGAAAAGGCACGGCUGGAACUCACCCAUGGUGGCAGUAGCCAUAUGAUCAAGGAGUUCGAAGACCGUGAAAAGGCCAUUGAGAAGUUGCGCUCCAAGCUUGCCAAAUUCCUAGGCGAGCUUGCACAGAUUGGCAACAGCAUCGCCGAAAUUCGCAAGAACUGGGAGCCCCGACUAGAGGCGCUCAUCGAGAAGAUCAGCGACGCCUUCUCAGAUUCUUUCCGUCGCAUCGGAUGUGCUGGCCAAGUCACCUUGGGCAAGGCACAAGCCGAACCGGGUCCCAAUGGCGAGCCCGGUGCUAGCGAAUUCGGGGAAUGGUCGAUUGUGAUCCACGUCCAGUUCCGCGAAGGCGCAGGGCUAUCAGUGUUAGAUUCCCAUCGACAGUCGGGUGGUGAACGAGCCGUGAGUACGAUCUUCUAUCUCAUGGCGCUCCAGUCACUCUCCGCCUCGCCGUUCCGCGUGGUCGAUGAGAUCAACCAGGGAAUGGACCCCCGCAACGAGCGCAUGGUCCACGGUCGCCUGGUCGACAUUGCCUGUGCGUCGAGCGAGAGCGACGAAACCGACGAGAAUGGAGACCCCAUCGGUGGGGGUGGAGGCGGCCAGUACUUCCUCAUUACGCCGAAGCUGCUCAACGGACUCUCUUACAAGCCAGGGAUGCGUGUGCUUUGCAUCUACAGUGGAGAACACAUGCCCGAGGAUUAUCGGAAGCUUGACUUCAAAAAGGCGAUUGAAAACAUGAAGGCGGUCGCGGCGGCUAAAGCAAAUGGCGUCCCAUCCGAAGCCACGCACGGCCAGGGUCAAGUGGAGUUGUAUGCUUAA
Molecule: messenger RNA, 3573 nt
Organism: Penicillium paradoxum
Lineage: Eukaryota; Fungi; Ascomycota; Eurotiomycetes; Eurotiales; Aspergillaceae
Product: DNA repair ATPase SMC5
Exons: 6
Coding region: 1-3573 (1190 amino acids)
Biological process (GO): double-strand break repair via homologous recombination
Cellular component (GO): Smc5-Smc6 complex
Molecular function (GO): ATP binding; ATP hydrolysis activity
Source: RefSeq, a predicted model, not a curated record